Molecule: messenger RNA, 1617 nt
Organism: Cornus florida
Lineage: Eukaryota; Viridiplantae; Streptophyta; Magnoliopsida; Cornales; Cornaceae
Product: patatin-like protein 2
Exons: 7
Coding region: 57-1253 (398 amino acids)
Biological process (GO): lipid metabolic process
Molecular function (GO): monoacylglycerol lipase activity; glycerophospholipase activity
Source: RefSeq, a predicted model, not a curated record
UCUCUCUCUCUCUCUCUCUCUCUCUCUCUCUGACACACACACACACACAAGCUCACAUGGAAAAACUGAAGUCAUCCCUGCAGCCCCCAACUUAUGGAAACCUAAUCACAGUUCUCAGCAUUGAUGGAGGUGGAAUAAGAGGGAUCAUCCCUGGAACCAUCCUCAGCUUUCUGGAGUCUGAGCUUCAAAAGCUGGAUGGUGAGGAUGCAAGAAUUGCAGAUUAUUUUGAUAUUAUUGCAGGGACUAGCACAGGUGGACUUGUUGCUGCCAUGCUAACUGUACCGAACGAAAAGAAUCGCCCUUUGUUUGUAGCCAAGGAUAUCAAAGACUUUUAUCUUGAACACUGCCCUAAAAUUUUCCCACAAGUCAGUUUUCCAUUUCCUCGUAUUAAAAAGAUAAUCAAAGCACUGUCAGGACCAAAAUACGAUGGGAAGUAUCUCCAUAACAUCAUUCAGGAAAAACUAGGAAACAAGCGAUUGCACCAGACAUUGACUAAUGUUGUAAUACCAACAUUUGACAUCAAGAGACUCCAACCAACCAUCUUUUCUACAUAUGAGGUGCAGAACAAACCAAGCUUGGAUGCUUUACUCUCCGAUAUUUGCAUUUCAACCUCAGCAGCACCAACUUAUCUUCCUGCACACUAUUUCGAAACCAAUGACCUUGCAGGAGAAGUGAGACAAUUUAACCUAAUUGAUGGUGGUGUUGCAGCAAAUAAUCCGACGUUGGUUGCAAUUGGUGAAGUAACAAAGCAGAUCAUACAGAAAAAUCCCGGGUUCUUUCUUAUCGAAGAAAUGGACUAUGGCAGGUUAUUGGUUAUAUCCUUGGGAACUGGCUCAUUCGAAGCAGAAGAGAAAUACAUUGCAGAAAAAGUGGCUAAGUGGGGUAUAUUAGGGUGGUUAACCACCGGUGGUUCCACCCCAGUGGUAGAUGUGUUUACUCAAGCUAGUGCUGAUAUGGUUGAUUUCCACCUUUCUGUGGUUUUUCAAGCCCUUCGCUCCGAAAAGAAUUACCUCCGCAUUCAAGAUGACUCAUUAAAUGGGAUAGUGUCUUCUGUUGAUAUAGCUACUACGGAAAAUUUAAACGAGCUUGUAAAAGUUGGUGAAAGGUUGCUAAAGAAACCAAUUUCGAGAGUAAAUUUGGAGACUGGCAUGGUUGAGUCCUCUGAGCAUGAGACUAAUGAAGAGGCUCUGAGAAGGUUUGCAAAACUACUCUCCAAAGAGAGGCAACUGCGUGAUAUUAAAUCACCACAUUAACAAGUUGCAAAUUGCAAAAUAGCUAUUUUAAGAUAGUGGUUUAUAAGUGUUGUAUAUAUUCUCGGUUAGUGGUGAAAGCUAUUCCUUGUAUUUUUUUUCCUUUUCUUUUUUUGUUUUUUGUUUUUUGUUUUUUGUUUUUCUGUUUUUUUUUGUGUGUGUGUGUGUUUUGCUUGUUCUUCUUUAGUAAAGCCCCAAUAUAUGGAACCACUCUCUAUUCUUUGUGACUAUUGAAUAAGUAGUACGUAUAGACUUCUAAUUAAUAUCGUGCGUGCGAGUAAUAAGAAAAGAUGAAGGAAAAAAAGUGAAAAACUAAUCUUAGAUUAGCUCUAUUUUUAUUAUACACAUUAUUAUAUAUGUAGCACCA